UUCACGCUUAAUUCAAUGUGUGUAAAAAGCUAUUUCGCACUCGCUCGGAAUAAAGAUUUUUAAUGUAUAAUAUUUAGUGUGUUUUAAGAUAAUUUAAUUUUUAUGAAUUAAAAAGAUAUUUUUAAAUACUUAUUAUUGUCUUAUAAUUACUAUGAAUCAUGGAAUGUUCACAUUUAUUAGAUAACGUCAAGUUGUUUAGCGAACUCAACAUUGAGGACACCACAAUCACAAAGAACUUCAAAUGUUCAGAAUGUUCAGUAACAGAACAGAAUUGGCUAUGUUUACAAUGUGGCAUUGUAAGCUGUGGAAGAUACAUAAACGGACAUGCAAAGAAACAUUCAGAAACUUUUGACCAUCAACUAUGCAUGAGUUGUGAUAUGUACUCAGUCUAUUGCUACAAGUGUGAUGAAUAUGUUUCAAAUGAUACAGAAGAGCAUAUUAUUGACAAAAUUAGACAAAGUAUUAAAACCGCUAACAGCAAAGAAGAUUGUGAUCCUAACAAUGAUCAAAAUACUGAUGAAUGUGAAGAUAAAAAUAAUAUAACAAAUGAGUCAAAAGAUAAGUCAGAAACUGAACCUAGUGAAAGUAAUCCUACCCUGGAAAAUACCGAUACUUGUAAUGUGGAUGCACAGCCAAGUAUAGCAGAGGGCAGUGAGAAUAAAGUAAGAGUAUCAAAGAAUGUUGAAGAACCUGUGCGGAGCCUACGUCCCAGAUCUAGAAAGCGAUCUCAUUCCAAUGACAGUCACACAUCAGAAAACAGUAUGCAGUCCAGCAAGUCUAAAGAGAAAAAAGUAUCCCCAAUAAAUGGGAAGAAUCAUAGGGAUAAAAAAAUAGUCGGCUUAAAGAAUUUAGGGAAUACAUGCUUCAUGAAUGCUGUAUUGCAAAGUUUGAACAACAUACAGGAAUUUAGCUGUUAUUUUAGUCAGUUGCCAUCUUUGGAGAUGAAGACCAAUGGGAGGAAGGUUUAUCAUUCCAGAAGCUAUACUCGGCAGGAGAUGCAUGAUGUAAUUAUGGCAGAGGAGCUUAGGAAGGUGCUGAUAAAUCUCAACAAUGGCGGGUGUGGUUCCAAAGGGGCCAUAUCUCCGGAAUGCCUGUUCCUUGUCAUAUGGAAGGUGGUGCCGAGGUUCAGGGGCUAUCAGCAACAGGAUGCGCACGAGUUUCUCAGAUAUAUGCUUGAUAGAUUACACACGGAGUUAUUGCAGCUGUUGCCUCCGGAUAAGGCGGAAGGAGGAUUUGUGCCGAAAGCGCCCUCAGCAUCUAUCGUUACUGCAGUAUUUGGAGGGACUCUGCAGAGUGAGGUUCGAUGUCUGGCGUGCGGCACGGAAAGCAAGAAGUUCGAUCCAUUUCUAGAUCUUUCGUUGGAACUACCGGAGGGCGGCCCGGUGUCGCUCGCCGACUGUUUGUCGAGCUUCGUACAGAUCGAAGAGCUUGCGGACACGGAACGUUACUUCUGCAGUAGUUGUAAAUGUAAACAAAAGUCAACCAAGCAGUUUUGGAUUCGGAGACUUCCCAAUGUCUUGUGUCUACACCUCAAGCGGUUUAGAUGGAAUAAUUAUUUUAGAACGAAAGUGGACACGACGAUCACGUUCCCGCUGCGCGCGCUGGACAUGUCGCGGUUCGUGCUCGCCAACGUGCCCGACACGCGCCGCUCCGGGCUCGGCAACUACCUGUACGACCUCGCCGCCGUCAUCGUGCACCACGGCUCGGGCGCCGGCUCCGGGCACUACACGGCGUUCGCGAUAAACGAAGAGCAAUGGUUCCACUUCAACGACCAGACGGUCCGCGCCACGGACUCGUCCGCGGUCGCCACGUGCAAGCCCUACAUCAUGUUCUACAUACGCCGCGAGUUCUCGCUCCCCACCGCCACGUGACCACACAAAUACAGAUUAAAUAAAUAUUCCUAGCUGACAGUAUUGAUUAAAAAAAAUUUUUUGAAAAUCGAACACCCCCGUUCGAUGUUUGAUGUUGCAAUUUGAAAUUCGUAUCACAUAUUCUAGAAUGUUUGAAACAAUAAUAAUACGCGUCUCGCUACCCACCUUUAUUCAUGCCAACGUUAAUAAGUAAUAGUUCAUUGAUAAGUUUGCAGUACUUGUAAUACUAUAGUUGAUCUCAGUCAUAUCGCAUACUCUGGCAUUUUCGGCGCAUUCGAUGCGUAAAAAAAUGUAAGACCGUGACGUUAUGUUUAAGUUUGUGAGAGAUGUUUCAUAUCUUUUACUAUGAGCUUAGAAACGAAAAGUAUUUGAGCUGUUUGUCUUAUUUAAAUAAUUAAAAUUUACAAUUGCACAGCCACUUAAAAUGUAUUGGGAGAAAAUUAUAACAUAACCUGUACAAUGUACGUGAUAGUUAUAAUUAUUACAGUUCGAUAUUUAUAAACAUUUCAUGAAUGGAUUAAACAUGUCUAAUGUAUAUCUUAUUAAAAUUGUAGAACAAAAUAUACUUAAUUAGAAAAAUGAUUCAUUUAGAGCUUAUAUAGUUAACUUAUGAAGAUAAAUGUAAUUUACACGAAAGUUGACUUUAGCAACUAUUUUUGUCACGUUCUAUGAGAUUUUAUGUUUUGAUGCCAUCAGGUUCUUUUAAAUGUUCUGGAUUAUAUUUAUUUGUGCUUUUUUAUGAACACUGUAAGCAGCUCAUACAUUCAUUUUUAACAGAGUAAAAUUAAGGUAAAUAAAUACAAAAUAUAUAAUUUCAAAAAUUCUUAAAACCUUGUAAAUUUUUUUAACUUUCUACCAUGAAAGGAUUGCUAUGCUAAAGAAAUAUUCAAAAAUAUAAUUUAGUUUGCAUGUUCAUGGUAUAUGUAUAUUAAAAAUGUUUAGGCGGUCGGUGAAAUUAUCCAAAAGAAUUGAAUCUUUAAGUUGAAAUUCUAGAUCUUACAUAACCUAGCCGAUAAAAAUGUGUAUUAAAUAGACAUUCGCAUGUCAUCUCUCUCGCACGCUUGUGAUCAAUCGCAUGCUAUCUCUCUCGCACUAUUGCGAAUAGUCACAAUUUAAUAUUCGUUUUAUAUCGGCAGAAUCUGUCACCAUUUUAAUUUUACUCUGUUUUAAGUGAAAAUAAUAAGUUUUUCUGUAUUCUGUAUUUUAUCUACAAUUUUGGAAUAUAACUUGGUAGCCUGACAUUCCUCGGUGUUUGAGCUGGACUCUUUUUCUAACUUUAUAGCCUAGCAUAGAUAUUAAAUAAUGAUAUAGGAAUGAUAUUGUAAUCCUAGCAGGAAUGAUGAUCAUGCUUUUAAUUUUUGUUGUAUUGCAUUUCUUCAGAAAUACAAUGUUUUUUUGUGAAAAUAGCGUACAAGCCUUAAUAAUGGUUUAAAAAAAAUAUGGAAUUCAAAUUGGGUGUCUGAUUAGCCAAAGUUGAGUUGGCCAGUUGUCUGGUAAUAUCCGCUUAUAAUUUGUUUCCGCGGAUCGAGCAUUUUAUAUUAAGUACAAGGUAUUAUUUUAUAAGAAGUUGAAAUAAGGAGGUUUCAACCAUACAUUCCCGUUACAGGUAUCUGAUGAAUUGACGUUUUUAUUCAGUGCUUUACAAAUUCUGUGUCCUUCAAUAUUGUGAUAGUAUAAUGCAUGUAAAUAAAACUUUUGAAUGAUCUUUUUAACAUUUCUUUGCAAUGUAAAUCGACCUUUGUGACAGAUGUAUUUUGUCUAAGUACUUCAAUUACUGGGAGUUCAAAGUGAUUGAAUUUAAUAAAUUCGCAAUUGAAAA
This is a messenger RNA of Colias croceus (clouded yellow), 3690 nucleotides long. Its product is annotated as ubiquitin carboxyl-terminal hydrolase 3-like. Gene Ontology annotation, biological process: protein deubiquitination. Gene Ontology annotation, cellular component: cytoplasm. Lineage: Eukaryota; Metazoa; Arthropoda; Insecta; Lepidoptera; Pieridae. Gene Ontology annotation, molecular function: zinc ion binding; cysteine-type deubiquitinase activity. The record is from RefSeq and is a predicted model, not a curated record. The transcript has 10 exons. Bases 159 to 1871 code for a protein of 570 amino acids.